Cimex lectularius (bed bug) is the source of this 1113-nucleotide messenger RNA. RefSeq lists its product as uncharacterized. The record is from RefSeq and is a predicted model, not a curated record. NCBI's taxonomy places the organism in Eukaryota, Metazoa, Arthropoda, Insecta, Hemiptera, Cimicidae. The transcript has a single exon. The coding region runs from base 415 to 1038 and encodes 207 amino acids. Gene Ontology annotation, biological process: proteolysis. Gene Ontology annotation, molecular function: serine-type endopeptidase activity.
UUACGGUAUUCAGCUUCCACAUGAUAUUGGUUUUCUAACAUCUGAUCAUUACUAUCAUAAAUUUCAGUCAAAUUCUUGUUCCAAAUUUUUUUGUUAAUCUCAAUUAAAAAAACGCUGGCUUUUUAUAUUGGAGGAAUUAAAUGGCUUCUUAUAACGUUCAUAGUCACUAUCGUAAUUGGAAAAGGCGAAGGUCGACGGAAAACCGGCGCGAAAAUUGCUGCAAAAGGUGAAUAUCCGCACUUCGUUUAUUUCCGCGGAGAAACACAUUGUGCAGGCGUACUGAUAACGGCGGAAGAUGUACUAGCGCCUGCCCAUUGCUUCUAUAUCGGUUCGGAAGUUGUCACGUUAAAGAAAGUUCGGGCGAUCGCGGGCGUGGUGCAGCUCGACGAUAGCACGGGUCAAGAGAUCGGAACAAUGGCCUUCAGACCGCAUUUAAAAUUUACUCACAAAGGUGAAGGCAACGAUUUAGUGAGUGACUACGACAUAGCAAUCAUAACGGUACUGGGCUUUUUUGAAGAAAGCUCCACGGUGAAAAUCGCGGGGUAUGGCGCGUUCACUCCUAAAUCUUUGCAUGAGGCUUUUCUUAAAGUGGUCGAAUCGAAAAAUAAAUGCGUGACGUUGGGUUACGGAACGUUCUCAAAGAAAUAUAUCAAAAGAAUGAUGGCCCUGAAUUUGUUCGUGUUGCCUCAGGAAGGUUGUAAUGUCAUAACAGAGGUGAAAGAGUCCGUCAUCUGCUGCAAACCCGAAAGCUAUGCCGUACAAUUCGGUCAUUCUGGAAGCCCUUUGAUAUGCGAAGGAACGGUCUUCGGUUUAUUUAAAGAUUAUUACAACUACACGCUUGACGGAAAAGAAAUCGUUGCAUACACUUAUACGGCGGUUUGGCCGUUUAUUAAGUACUUCGAAACUCAAUUAGGCAGGAAAAUAACUGCUGGCGCGAUGAAUAUAUUGCCCGUUUUUAUUUGUCAGCUACUUGCAAUAGCCUUCGCUGUAGUUAGGAACUGUACUAACUUGACCUUUCCCAUCAACAGGGUAAUUUGAAAAUCCAACACUGCUCUAUUGUUUCUCUAUCAUAUUCAAGAUUCUUUUGAUUUUAAAAUAAAAAAAUAGGCUCAA